AUGCUUCGGGCUGCAGCAAGGGCUCUGGACGAGAACUUUCAGUCUGUCUGUCAGGGCAGACUUGUGAGUCCUGCGGCUGCUGGUUGGAGUGCGAGGAUACUGCAGGGGAGUGUUGGAGCCAAAGGAGCUUCGGCAAAGGCAAGUCAGCAAUGUGUUGGGCAGACAGUCUUCGGAACCCUGCUGGCUGGCACUACUUCGACUUUUCAUCCAAGCCGCAAUUGCCUUUGCGUCAGAGAGGAGCGAGGCGGACAUGGGCGUCGACACCAAGCACAGGGGCUAUAUAAAGACGAUUGCCUGGGGCGCGUCUUCAGGCUCAACACCCAGUUACAGAGAUUCAAGCCAAGCAACGAGUCAGAAGACCGACUCGAAGAUCGCAACACUCUGGACACUGUGCGCGCAAGUACCAUGAGUGGCAGCAGAAAUCGCGACGACGACGCCGACCACGGCCAACGGCGACUGUGGCGGUGGUGCAACGACGACAACCACCAAAGCUGGGAGUCUGAGAUGCCUGCGGCGUACCGGCAUCCCGCGCCGCAGUAUCCAUGUCUGUCUGCCGAAGAAGCAGCAAGUCGUGCAGACGAUCAUGGACGAAAGCUGCACGAGCUGAAAUGGCUGUACCUGGACAGUGUCGGCCAGGAGUUCGGGCCGCUUUCAAGUGGGACCAUGCAAGAGUGGCUGACCAUGGGCCGCUUUCCCGUCGGACUUGAUCUUCGUGUGCGAUUGCCCGAGAGGCUCAAAACAUGUUGUAUUGUCAAAUCCAAGCAGCGCCGUCUUCGGCGAGAGGAAGGAAUGCAUGUGGCGCUGUGCGCGCUUGCGAUCGCCUGUGAUGCUGCGCGCGAUCCCAGCGAGCAGAGCAGGCUUCGAGAAGCUCCUUGGGCAUUGCUCGAGACAGGCGACUCCGUUUGGACCCGUCAUGUUCAAGCGGAUGUCGAGAAGGCACGGCUUGGACACAGCGGUCGGGGGACAGAGACAAGGCUUUCUGAGGAUGACCCUGAGCAGGAAGCUGACAGCGACGGCCUCGAUGAGGAUGAGGAAGACGAGGAUGGCGCAGAGGGUGUGAAGCGGUACCAGGAUCUGCCAGACCUGAGUGAGGAGCCGUUCAACAAGUACAACGCGCUUGCUGCAGACGAUGGGCCUGUUGCCUCGGCUAUCACUGCAGCCGAGACAGCAGCAGCCGUGGUCAAAGAAUCAGCAGUCGUGUGGAAGAUGACCGAGGAGGACCUCCAAGAGGCUGCAGGAGACGUGAAUGCCGCAACGAAGAAGUCUGAGGAGGAUGUUGCGAAGGGAGACCGCGUCCUGUAUGACUUGAAGGCCAAGCCUGGAAGAGAGGUGAAGAAGGAGGUUGAGGAAAACUUGGCACGAAUGCAGCAAGAAAGUGGAGACAUGCAUCUUGGCAUUAACAGGCUCUUCGUCCAGCUUUCGUGCCGUGUAGUGGAGAUGGCCAACGACGAUGCCAAACUGAAGGCCGUCAAGGCUUUUUGUUUGUGGGACCAGCAUCUCCCGCUGCGUCAGAUAUUCCCGGAUCUUUCAGCAGCCUUUCGACUACCACCAGCCUGGCCGGAGGUCGAUGCCUUCGCAUCACACGGGUGCACCGAUUCUUAG
This is a messenger RNA of Symbiodinium necroappetens, 1602 nucleotides long. The record is from the annotation of a GenBank genome assembly. NCBI's taxonomy places the organism in Eukaryota, Dinophyceae, Suessiales, Symbiodiniaceae.